GCUGUUUGUCUAAUUGACUGUCACUUCGAAAAUAACCUUUUAUCUCGGUGUCUUCGCCUUAUCUUUUCACAAAAAUAUAAUAAAAUUGAGCUCAAAUCUUACUUUUAUUUUCAUGGUGGGCACGUCAGGGCUGACUUAAUAUAUCCAGGGACUAUUUUACAAUUAGUUUACAAUGGAACUGAGUUUACGUACCGUCAGGACUUUUAACCGGCUUUUACGAAAACCCUUAGGAAUCUUAGCUCAUAGGAGUGUAACGGGCACAGCAGUAAAGGAAGAAGUUAAUACAGAGUUACUGAAUGUAUUUAACCGCGACAUAAAGAACGGAGGUGCAGUGCCAGUAUUUCGCAGAGCCUUAUUGUUCCCGACGCGGGUGGCCUUACAAGAUGAGCUUGGUAUAUACACGUACGCCGGCCUCUACCAAGCAGCCUCCGUGCUGUCACAGGAGAUCGCCGCGCAGCUGGUUGGCGAGACGGAGAGGACGAUUGCAUACAUGUGCAACAAUGAUGCGUCUCACGUCAUCGCGCAGUGGGCUAUUUGGAUGACUGGCAAUAUUGCGGUGCCCCUAACACCAUUACACCCACCAGAAAUGUUAAAAUACUACCUAACAGACAGUUUCUCAAGCCUAGUACUAUGUACACAAGAAUUUGAGAAGGUUCUUCGACCAAUUACUCUAGAAAUGAACAAACCUCUUCUAGUAACGGGCAGGGAUAAUGUUUUGACUGCACAACUGUACCAGCCCAACACAUCAUUCUUGAAACCUAAAGCCGAAAGCAAUUUGACUGAUGUAGGAAGAAGUAACGAGUGGUAUGGGAACAAUGAGGCUCUUAUUAUUUAUACUAGUGGAACAACGAGUAAGCCGAAAGGAGUAGUGUGGACCCACAGCAUGCUUCAGACCCAGAUAUCAGCGCUGCACUCCGCGUGGCAGUACUCAGCCAACGAUGUGGUGCUACACACGCUGCCCCUACACCACAUACAUGGACAGCUCAACUCUAUGCUCGCGUCCUUGGCUGCCGGUGCCAGGCUCAGAAUGCUACCGUCUUUCGUGUCUCACAACGUUUGGUCUCGUCUACUCGGCAUGGGGGAGCGCGAUGAGACUAAGGUGACGGUCUUCCACGGCGUCCCUGCAAUGUACGCGAGGCUGGUGGCCGACUAUGAUAGAAUGUUCUCUGACUCGAAGACCGCGGAGUAUGUUCGCACUACGCUGGGCAGUAGAAUGAGACUGAUGUGCGCUGGGUCUGCCCCGUUACCAGCUCAAUUGUUCUUGAAAUGGGAGGAGAUAUCCGGCAUGCGCCUUCUUGAAAGAUUCGGUAUGUCAGAAGUGGGGAUGGCUUUAAGUAACCCCUACCGGCCGGUGGAGGCUCGCAGUGUCGGGUGCGUGGGGCUCCCCCUACCGGGAGUCUCCGCAAGAAUAGUCUCACAACGAGAGGACACCGGGGAACUUGAGCCUUUGGUAACUGUUGAGACUCCGAUGCCAGAGACACAGAUAUGUCUGGAGCGUCUCGGGUUGUCAGCAAAGGAUUUGUUCGUGGACUCGGAUAAGUACGAGUGGAAAGCCCCGACGGUCACCACGCAUAAGGAACAUACCGACAACGCGUACCACGGAGAACUGCUCAUUAAGGGACCCGCUGUAUUUACUAGAUACUGGAAUCGGGCUCCAACACUGAACUCAUCAGAUUUCACAGAAGACGGCUGGUUCCGCACCGGAGACACAGCUUCCUUCGAAGACGGUAAGUUCAGGAUAUUGGGACGCACAUCAGUAGACAUUAUCAAAACAGGAGGAUACAAAGUCAGUGCCUUGCAAGUAGAGAGUGCCAUCUUAGACCACCCUAGCAUAGCCGACGCAGCCGUGCUUGGAAUCGAAGAUGAAAACUACGGAGAAAUCGUUUCAGCAGUUGUAGUACUUAAAGAAAAUGCUAAGUUAACUCUUCAAGAGUUGAAAGAAGCUGCUGGGAAGAAACUAGCUCCCUAUCAGCUACCUAAAACUCUGCUUGUUACGAAUGAAAUGCCGAGGAACGCGAUGGGUAAGUUGGAUAAGAAGGUUAUUAGGCAAACGUUUGGUAAGCAACUCGUUAUGCCGAAGAAGUAAAGUUUUUGUGUUCAGUACCUUUAGUAUGAGUUUUAAAGUUUUGCUUUACGUUUUACGUAAUCAAAACGGGUUCGGCACUCUGAUUGGUUGGUUUAUUCGAGCCGGCCAAUCAGAGCGCCGAACGCGCUCUCGUUUGGAUUAUGUUAAACGUAAAGCAAACUUGUACUAAGGGUACUGUCAGUUUUGUCCAAUGAACAUGUCUUUUAUUGAACCUUGGGUCGUAGAUUGCGGUGAGCAAUAGAAACGUCAGUGUAUGGGAUUUACAAUGACAUUAGACAAAUGGGGGCUAUACUGUGUUUUUGCUCACCAGAUGGCGUUAGUGUGAACCUCUAGUUUUUCGUCCAAUAGGCAAAUAGCUAGUGUCACACCAUUGGACGUUCAAUAUUUUGACAGCUGCAGUGAUUGGACAAAAACAUUCUUGCUACUAUUGCGACAUCUGGUGACCAAUAAAACGGUGGCCCCUUCUAUGUUAAGCCCAUACAUUAACUUUUCUUUGGUCGAGUAGAGUUUAGUAUCUAACAGGAUCAAGUCGUUAUUGUUGUUUUAAGUAACCCUUAAAACUGUUUUAAGUUUCUGAUAUGUUAUGUAGAAGAC
Spodoptera frugiperda (fall armyworm) is the source of this 2680-nucleotide messenger RNA. RefSeq names its product malonate--CoA ligase ACSF3, mitochondrial (gene Acsf3). Gene Ontology annotation, molecular function: medium-chain fatty acid-CoA ligase activity. The record is from RefSeq and is a predicted model, not a curated record. The coding region runs from base 173 to 2086 and encodes 637 amino acids. Lineage: Eukaryota; Metazoa; Arthropoda; Insecta; Lepidoptera; Noctuidae. The transcript is spliced from 9 exons. Gene Ontology annotation, biological process: fatty acid metabolic process.